Seminavis robusta is the source of this 366-nucleotide messenger RNA. The record is from the annotation of a GenBank genome assembly. NCBI's taxonomy places the organism in Eukaryota, Bacillariophyta, Bacillariophyceae, Naviculales, Naviculaceae.
AUGAAAGUACAUGUACAAUGCAGAGUGCAUGAGUACAUCGUUCAUGAUGAGAAUCCGCUUCAGCACCAGCAGAAGCUUUUACGUCUCAGAGUAGGGCUGAUCACUCAUACCGAUAGAAUAGAAGCCAGCAACCCACUUUCAAAUAUCAGUACCGUAUCUCCACAAGCCCUUCUGUCACUCUCCUGUUGCACCCGGCUUGCUGAGCUCCUUCAGCUGAGUCUUCAUGAUUACUCUCGGUACCGCAAAAGAACCUCCGAGCUUCUUCAAACCAGACCAGUGUCUUCUUUGACGCCUGAAAACACUACCACUGCUUCCAUUCACAGCACUUCUGAACCUACUAGCUACCUGGGUUCUGACCAAACAUGA